UAGCCCCACAAGGGCAUAAAAGAAAAUUGAACCUCCUUUGGCCUCCACCACAAUUGUUUUGGUGAAAGUGAGAGUCCAUAAAUAUUAGUAGCUUGACUAAUAGCUAUUGGGUAAUGACCGCCCUGAUAGAGCCCCCUAUGCUUCAUUCUCAAACAAGAAACACCCCCCGCGGGUUUGCUUCGCCUGCACUGACUUCUGCAUUUUCCAUUUGUUUCUUUAUUCUUCCUUUUGCAGUAGCUUUUGCUUUAUAUUCCACUUGUCUCCCUAUUUCCCUUUCUCUCUCUCUCUCUCUAUAAAAUUCAAAUUUGUCUAGUUUUUGCUGUAUAAAAAACCCACUUUUUCUGCACCCCUUGUUGCUUCCCUAACAGUGUUUCUGAAUUACAAAAAAGUUUCAGUUUGUUUGAACUUUGAAGCCAUGGGAUGUUCUGAGAUUAUCUGUGAGGAUGAUGGGAAAUGGGAAGCUGAGGAAGAUGAAGCAUUGUCAUUGUGUGAUCUGCCGGUCAAUUUGACUAAAGAAGAGGAGCGAACCCAGACAAAGAACGAGGAAGAUGGCGAGGAACCCCAAGCACUUAAAACAGAUGAAGAUUUCAACUUUGGUUCAUUGUGUGGCUCUCUUUCAACCGAACUAGAAAUGUGUGCUGCUGAUGAAGUGUUCUUUCAAGGCCAAAUUCUACCCGUGCGCCUCUCAGUUAGUUCAGAUAGUGGGCUCACAGGGUGGUGCCGUCAAGAUAGCCUCAACACUAGCCGGUGCUUGUCGAGGUCAGAGUCCAUGGACCAUGGUUCAUUGAGUAGGUUCACAGGUGCCAGUAGCAGCAGCAGCAGCAGCUGUAAUUCCAUCACAGUUACACCAAGAACAUUCAGUUCCAUUUCAAAGCCAAUGAAAAUCAGAAACAACUUCAACACACAUCCAAGUCCCAAACCCCAUAUAAGAUCGUCCAGAACUCGGCCCAUCAAUGUCAGCAGCCGAACCCAGAAAUCAUCAUCGAUGUGGGAUUUUUUCAGGUUAGGCUUAGUUCGAGCACCAGAGCUCGAAUUAAAAGACUUGAAAGUCCGUAGCAACAACAACAACAAUGGCAACAAAAAUUCUGUGAGUAGAAACAGCAGUUGUAAUAGCAGUAACAGCAGUUCAAGCACCAAGAACAGCAGCAGCAGCAAGAUUGUUAACAAAAGUGGUGAAGUAGUGAAAAAUCCGCAGGAUUCGAACAAAGGGUCCCUGGGAAAGAGAAUAGGGUCAUUCAGUGGAUGUAAAUGUUCAGUAGAUGCAAUUGAAACAGUUCCAUUGAACAACGUAAUUAUAACCAAAAGUAGCAAGGACAAUGCCGCCAUGGAAGACAAGAAAAAGCUGCUGCAAGAAUUGAAGACAAAGAAGAAAAGGAAAGGAAAGCAAGCUUUGUCACGUAAUAGAACGUUUGAAUGGUUAACAGAGCUUUCACAUGCAAGCUAUGUUGAUGGAGCCUUAAAGAAACACUCAUGAGCAAUCCCUCGCAUGCUUCCCUUUUUCAUUUCUUUCAUCAGUAUCUACUAUUUUUCUUUUUUAUUGGGGUUUUAGUUUUCGUUUAUUAUAUGGAUUAUAUAUUGAAAUACUUCAAAAUGCAGCUCUUCUUCCGAAGAAAAA
Messenger RNA from Gossypium arboreum, 1615 nucleotides. RefSeq lists its product as uncharacterized. NCBI's taxonomy places the organism in Eukaryota, Viridiplantae, Streptophyta, Magnoliopsida, Malvales, Malvaceae. Bases 416 to 1474 code for a protein of 352 amino acids. The transcript has a single exon. The record is from RefSeq and is a predicted model, not a curated record.